This is a messenger RNA of Prorocentrum cordatum, 618 nucleotides long. Lineage: Eukaryota; Dinophyceae; Prorocentrales; Prorocentraceae. The record is from the annotation of a GenBank genome assembly.
GCUGCGGCCAUUGCGGCGGCGGAGCCCAAGCAAGGCAGUGCAGGGAGCGAGCCUCGUGGCAAGUGGGUGCAAAAGGCGCCUUGCUCAAGCGAGCUUCUGAUCAAGACCAUCAAAGCUCUGGGAGCCAAGGACCUGUUGGGCGUCCUCGAGUUCCAGGACCUCGAGGCGUCGGCUUUCGCGACACUUGAAGAGGCGGAGAAGAAGCCUGGCAAGACGGAGUCGCGUGCUGCAGCGCUGAGCCUGCAGAAGAUUGGGCUGGAUAUCGAUUUCGUCGAGGUCCAGUCCAGCAUGGAGGCUCUCAAGGUGGAGCUGGGGAAAUCCGAGGGGCUGCUCGUCACGCUCCAAGCGGCAGAGCUCGGCGCCCCCAUCCAAGCUGUUUCGGUCAGCCUCGACGUCGCCGGCGUCAAGUCGCAGGCUUGUUGCACGGCUGCUGGAGGGACCGACGCCGCUGUCGGCAACGGCGUCAACAUCCUUGUCGGCAGUGACGACAUCGACGUGGAAGCGUCGCAGGGGCACGACCUCGCGCAGCGCCAGGCCGAUUUGUUCAAGGCGUUCGACAAGCUUCGGAAGACCCAGCCAGCCGAGCAGGAGGCGGCCGCCAGUCGCUUCUACGCCCAG